UAAGAUCUUAGAUGAAUGAGGAAGAAUGCGCUUCCUGAGCCACAGGUGACAGUAGUGGGAGGGAGGUUAUUGUUUAAGGUAUUGUUACUAGCCUUCCAUAAUGGAAACAGAAGAUCCUUCGGAGCUUGGGGACUGGUUGAAGCAGCGAGUGUUGGGAAGCGGUGGGUUUGGUGUUGUAACAUUAUGGAAGAAUAAACAGACGGGUGAAACAAUAGCCUUGAAGAAAUGUCGUUCAGGUACUGACAGUAUCAUGACACCAAAACAUAAAGAAAGAUGGACAAAAGAAGUGGAAAUAAUGCAGCGACUUUCACAUCCCAAUGUUGUCAAGGCAAUUCAAGUUCCAUGGGAACUUUCUAUUCUUCGCUCUGAGCUGCCAUUGUUGUGUAUGGAAUUCUGCUCAAAAGGUGACCUUAGACAGGUUUUAAAUAAAAGGGAAAACUGUUGUGGGCUGAAUGAAGCUGAUGUUCGUGCUCUCAUUUCUGAUGUGAAGAGUGCAAUACAGUACCUUCACACCAUGAAGAUUACACACCGAGAUUUGAAACCGGAGAAUAUCGUACUUCAACAAAAGGAAAAAAAGAUUGUGUAUAAGCUGAUUGACUUGGGGUAUGCCAAAGAGCUUGAACAAAGCAGCUUAUGUACUUCUUUCGUUGGCACCCUACAGUAUCUGGCCCCUGAGCUCUUCACAAACAAGCCCUAUACCAGCUCAGUGGACUACUGGAGUCUAGGUCUUCUUUCUCAUGAAGUGAUUACAGGAGUAAGACCAUUCUUACCUAACAUGACUCCAGCUGCAUGGAUGUCUCAUGUACGGAACAAGUCAUCUGAUGACAUCUGUGCAUAUCAAGCUCCUGAUGGAAGUAUUGUUUUUUCCAAGGAACUUUAUGAUCAGAACCGUAUCUCACUAGCCCUGAAACAUGAUAUGGAACGAUGGUUAAAACUUGCUUUGGAAUGGGAUCCAAAGAAACGUGGUCGAGGACCGGGUGAUAAAGUUAUCAUCUUUGAUAUGCUUGACGAAAUUCUCAGUAAGAAGAUUGUGCAGUUGUUUGUAGUGCCAUUGUAUUUGCACUGCAGUUAUGUGGUAGACAGUUCAACAGCACUCUCAACAUUGCAAGUGUGGCUUGAACGAGAUACUGCGUUAGCUGUGAAUGAUCAGGAGUUGCUUUUACCAUCAGGCAAACCACCUGAGCCAGAUGCUGGGGCCAUGCAGUGCUGGAAUCAGAAGUGUAUUGAGGAUGGGACUCCAAUGCUGCUGGUCUUCAGAAAGGGUGAGCUGACGUUACCACAGGUUGGACCAAGAAUUCCAUGGACAGUGCAACAGAUGUUGCAGGAGCCACGCACCAAACUGGAAUACGUGCAUCUGCGUCGUGCAUGGGCGCAUGCAAGUUUUUUCUUACGCCAAGAAGCAGACUUAUAUUGUACACUCGUUGCAGCAUUUCAAACGAAGAUGAAACAUGUUGAAGAACUGGGGAAUAUAGUCACAGAAAACUUGAAAGAUGCAGUGACAAGCUUACAGAGGGUUGAAGCACAAAUGGACAUUGUUCAUAGUAGCCUCAAGCUGGAUGAAGAGAAGGCUGCAGGCAGAGUUACUGGCUCAGUAAUGCAUCGUUGGUCCAGGGGUUUUGAGCAAAUAAAAUCGCGAGUGGAAACACUACACGAUGUAUUGCUGCAGGAUUUGAAGACCAGGAGUGAAAGAACUUCAUCAAAGCUUCUGAAGUUACAAGACGAACCAACACCACCUUGGCAGGAUAUGGAAAUGCUAUCAGAAAGUGGACUGAAGUGUUAUGAUCAGCUUCGUCGACGUUCAAGAGAAAGUAGGCAACAGAAAUCAGAUUGUAUUGAAAUGCUCAAGAUUGUCUACAGCUGUUUAAAACGAAGAGAUGCUUUGUUAAGAGACAAGGCAUUUUCUGAACAGUUAACAUUACUUGCUGUUCUUCAAAAAGAUCUUGAGAUGCUCGACAAUCCCAUCAACAGAGCAAUUGAAUUAAUAGAAAAAAUCAGUGUUGAACUGAAAGAGGAACAACUGAAGAGACAAAAUGACAUUUGGAGGUCUGUAAUGGGACUGGAUGCUACACAGAAUUCUGUUGGUCAUGUUUCACCAUCUCCAAGUCUGUACUUGGAUGAGUUGAAAGAGCUUCAAGUUCCUGAACUGACUGUGACUGAUUUCAAGAUUGGCAGUUUCAUGCCAGAUCGCAACCUUGCAGAUGGAAAUCUUAGCAGAACUCACUCAAGAGAGGAAACACCAACUCCAAAUGAACUGAGAGUCUCCAGAGAGUCAUCACCACAUCUUGCGGGCAGAGUGUCGCCAUUUGCUGUCUCAGAUGCUACAACUAUUGUUCAAGAUAAUUUUGAGCUCAGGUUCAGGACAGAAGAGCUAUUAAAUCAAAGUUUUCAACAAAUUCGCAGUAUAAUGGGCGAUUUCAUGUCAAUGGAUUGGACUCAUUUGGAACAGUGAAGAUGACUGUGCUAGAGUGUAGUGUAAUUUCUCUCUCUCUCUCUCUCUCUCUCUCUCUCUCUGUGUGUGUGUGUGUGUGUGUGUGUGUGUGUGUGUGUGUGUGUGUGUGCGUGCCCGCACAUGGUGAAUUCCUGAUUCUGUGGUAUAAGUUCACAUUUCUUAUUACACAUUAAAAUUCAUCAAUAUUUCAGGAUUACAGCAUAAUGAGCUAUGUAAUCCUUGAUUGUGUGAGUGAUUUAGUUUCUGGUGCAGAAGACUGUAAGUGUCAUGUACUACAAUUCACGUAAUUUACAGCAAGACUGGAGGAGGAGUCACUAUAUUGUAUCAUACCUUCUGUGGCCUACAGUCACACUUGUUUGCUCAGGCAUAGAGCUUUACACUCGUGUCAUGCUAGAAAAGAACCUGUCUACAAUUUUUUUACAAUUUACACAAUACUGAACACUUUUUUGAUGAGAAUGUAACAAUAAAGAUGUGGAGAAAUGACAGAUCGCAAAAUUACUGUCAUGUGUUGACACGGCAAGAAUUGAAAUGUUUGUGUAUUGCUAAACAAUUUUUAUUUGUUGUGACUGAAGCUAUAUCUUUGCGUGAAUUGAAAUGUAUUUGUUAUACAUUGGUUUAUGUUUUAUAUUCUAUUUUAUGUGCUUAGAUUUCUAACAAUAGUUAUGUCUUGAUGAACAGAGAAAAUAUUGGGUAUAUUGAAGACUGAAUGCACAUUUAUAGAGUUUGUGGUGAAAAGUGAGUCUCACUUCAUUGUAUUUACACAUGAAAGAUGUUUUUUACAGUUUGUUCCUCUUUGUUAUUCACAAGCAAAAAUAGGGGAUGUGUGGAUCAUUUAUCUCAGAAAACUAUUUUGAAAGAAAAUAUAUAUUUUUAGAUUAAAUUUUAGGCCUAGCAAUAGCAAUUUUUUACAAAGUUACAUCUUGAAGAAAUGAAAUACUUUCUAUGCAUUUACUGUAAUCUUUAAAAGGCAUCUAUUUGACAAAGUUAGCUACAGUUUCUUAGAGUAUAGCUGAUUGUUAGUUGCUGUGGGGAAAUAACAAAAAUUAUUUUUCUUUAGUCUUCAGUUUUGAAGCCAGAUUGGAGUUUAGGGAACUCAAGAAAAAAGUCAUUGCAAUAGUUGUAUAAAACUAGAUAGAAAGGAGAGGAAACAGUAAUUAACAAAUACAGCAAUUACAAAAUACAGUGUAAUACAGUUUUUGUGUGUCAUUAUUGGUUUAUGUUCAGUAAUAUUUCUUUGUCCCAAUUUCAUAUGUAAUUUUGAAUAUUUUAUUGGCUUUUACUCGUUAUCACCCACCUUGUUCAUGAGUGUUGUCAUUUGUUCAAAAAUUUUGAGAUGUUGUAUUAUUACAUUUCCUGUUUGUGAAAGGGCUGUUGUAUUUAUCAUGUUGUGUAGUUGUGCAAUAUUUAUCAUUCUGUGUAGUUGUUUAAUACUUUAUGAGAGCGAGAACAACCAAAUGUUAUAUUGUUAACUGAAGACUCAUUCAUUUCUUUGACUGUUUAUCUGAUUACGCAUGUGCAUUGCUACCUUACCAUGGAUAUACUAUCUUUUACCAUGGAUAUACUAUGUUUUUUAGACACAGUCAAAUGAGAUACUCAGUCUCUCUUUACUUUUUGUCUCUCUAUUGUGAGUUACUCCAAUUCGUUUAAAUACAGAGCAAAUAAAUCAUUUUAUGAAACCAAUUUUACCUCACAUGUUAUUGAUGUCUGCCAUUAUAAUUGCAUAUGCUUCUGCAGCCAAAACCAGCUGACACAAAGGUUGUUUUGAGUAUAGUACUGCAUCAUGUUGUUGUUGUUGUUGUCUUCAGUCUGGUUUGAUGCAGCUCUCCGUGCUACUCUUAUCGUGUGCAAGCUUCCUCAUUUCCAAGUAAUUACUGUACCCUACAUCCUUCUGAAUCUGCUUAGUGUAUUUGUCUCUUGGUCUCCUUCUAUGAUUUUUAUCUUCCACACUGCCCUCCAAUACUAAAUUGGUGAUCCGUUGAUGCCUCGGAACAUAUCCUACGAACCAAUCCAUACUUUUAGACAAGUUGUGCCACAAAUUCCUCUUCUCCCCAAUUCUGUUCAGUACCUUCUCAUUAGUUACCUGAUCUACCCAUCUAAUCUUCAACAUUCUUCUGUAUCACUGCAUUUCGAAAGCUUCUAUUCUCUUCUUGUCUAAACUAUUUAUCGUCCAUGUUUCACUGCCAUACAUGGCUACACUCGAUACAAAUACUUUCAGAAAUGGCUUCCUGACACUUAAAUCUAUACUCAAUGUUAACAAAUUUCUGUUCUUAAGAAAUGCUUUUCUUGCCAUUGUCAGUCUACAUUUUAUAUCCUCUCUACUUUGACCAUCAUCACUUAUUUUGCUCCCCAAAUAGCAAAACUCAUCUACUACUUCAAGUGUCUCAUUUCCUAAUCUAAUUCCCUCAGCAUCACCUGGUUUAGUUAGACUACAUUCCAUUAUCUUCGUUUUGCUUUUGUUGAUGUUCAUCUUAUAUCCUCCUUUCAACACACUAACAAUUCUGUUCAACUGCUCUUCCAGGUCCUUUGCUGCCUGUGACAGAAUUACAAUGUCAUCGGCAAACCUAAAAUUUUUUAUUUCUUGUCCAUGGAUUUUAAUUCCUACUCCAAAUUUUUCAUUUUCUUUACUGCUUGCUCAAUAGAGAUCAUCUGCAUCAAUACUGGCAAAACCAGGUUUUCGGCUGUGGUGACAGUGGCCCCCUCCUGGGUCUACUGGUGUGUUGUAACUGUACAAAGUCACUUAUAUUUUGUCAUUACAGCUCAUUAAGCAUGAUAUGUCACAACUUAAAAAAUAACAUUGUUGUUAUUGGUCUCUUUAAGGUGGAAGGAUUUGGGACUCUCUUGUAAUAGGUUACUGUGCUGGAGGGAGUGGGAAUCUGCUGUUGUUUAUUGCUUCUUCCAUAGUAUGCCAUGAUUAGUGGUCAUCAGUGAAUGGGGUGUAGGCUCCUAUUUUCCUCCUGCUGGAGGCAGGCUGUUUGGCUGUAGUUAUUCACCUGUAGUGCUCAUGUCUCAUAUUAUGGUCGUGGCCUGUUGGUCCCUAGGGCUGGCAACAACGUUGGGGUAAGCCUGAGUUCCUAGUCUUUGUUCGUGUUGUUAGGGUGAUCUAGUAUUUUGAUAGCUUCUCUGAUCUUGUUUUUUAUCAAACCUGGCUGCUUACCAAGUACGCAUUUUUCAUUACAUUUUAUUUCCUAUUUGCAGUGGUAGUGGAGCUUAGCCACUGCGGAUUUGCUGUGUUGUCCUAGAUGAAUGUAGCACAAGUGUUCCUGAAUGCUUAUUACUAUUGACCUGAUGUUUUCACCAAUGAAUAAUUCUUCACAUUGAUAUUCCACCUUGUGCUCACAUGCAGUGUGUAAAAGACCUACUUUGGCCUUAGUGGAGCCUAGCACAUCCUGGAUCUUCUGGCCAGCCAGGCACCAACGUGGCGAAUGUUUACCAAUCCUGUCUACGAAAUUUUUCAUGUAGGGUAAGCGUGCUGCUGGGUGCAGUUUGUCAAUUUUUUGCCUGUCUUGUUUUGUUUUGUUUGUUGUCAUGGCUGUGUGGAUUGAUUUGUGGUUGUAAUUAUUGGCCAAGAAUAUGUUUGGUUGUGUGGCCAUCUUCCGCAGCAGCUGUUAACAUCUGUUGUUAUAGGUUAUAUGUCUUGAGCUGACUGCAAUGUAAUUAAAAAGAAUUACACCAGAUGUGUUUCAGUUUUAUUUAUAAAGUAUCUUCUGUGGCAUUCAGUAAAUUGGAUACAUACAUUUGUACAUUUAUUUUUCAUUCUUUUAGGUUAAAAACAGCGUUUUCUUUAUGAAGUUAGUCUGUAAGCUACUUACGGUGUUUCUUCACAUAGUCUGCACCUUCCCCUCUUGCUAGCAGUGGCUGAUGUCAACAGGCUUCAUUGGCCAAGAACGUUGAACACAGCCUUUUGAGCAUGUGUUAUGUUUUGACCCUUACUUAGAUGCUGCACGUGGAUAGUCAGAGAGUAGGUAACUCAGUUCAUCUGCACUGGAUGGUGGUUGGACACCUGUCAGAAUGUGUACGCUUCUAAUACACUCUGUACCCUGGUGUGCCCUCUGCUGUUCCAUUGACUUUCACAUAUGGUGAUGGAAUUCUCAUUCUUCUCUACUUCAAGCAUGAACUAUAUCUUUGGAUGCAUUUUAUUCAGAUGUUUGUGAAACCUCUCUACCUCUGUUUCACUACGAGGCUAUACAGCAAAUGUAUUGGACAUAUAUCUGAGCUAGAAUCUUGGGCACAAAGGAGCAGAACAAAGUGCUUUUGCUUUGAAGGCCUCCAUGAACAUGACUGCUGCUAAUGAAGAUAGGGGAGACCCCCAAUUGCUGCUCAUUCUGUCUGCUCAUAUUAUUUUCCUUGCCAUUUGAAAAAUGUUGAAGAAAAACAUAGUUAAGGUCGUUGCUCAUGUCUGGCAGAACAUGCAUUUGUAGUAUGUGAACAGUUUCAUCCUUUGCCACAUUUGUGAAAUGUGACUUUACGUCAAAGCUGACCGUGAUGUCCAUGGAUGAAAUUGUUUCUCUCUUUAUGUGUCGAGUUCUUCACAAAGAGUAGGUUUUUCCAACUAGAGGUCAUAACUUGCAGGCUACAUACUUAGCAAAUUGUAAUUGUAAUAUGGCCUCAUGGUGAAACGGAGCUACACAAGUUUCACGAAUAUUUGAAUAAAAUGCACAUCAAUAUAUAGCUCAUCCUCAAGGUAGAGAAGAAUGGAACAGUUCUAUUCUUAGAUGUGGAACUAUGUAGGAGAAUGGAUGGUGUGCUAGGACACAGAGUAUAUUGGAAGCUUACAGACAGGUAUUUGCACACCCAGUCCAUCCAUCACCCAGUGCAGAAGAAUUCAGCUAGGCUAUCCACAUGCAGCAUCCAAGUAAUGCUCAGAACAUAACACACGACUUCAGAAGCCUGCGUACAAUCUUCUUGGCCAGUGGUUACAACCAUAUAUCGAUCCACCCAGCCAUGGCAAUGAACAAAGCAAAAUCAGGGUAAGCAGGAAAUCUACAAACUAUUCUAAAGUAUUCUUUGGUGAUAUCAGUAGGCCAGUAGCGAUAUUCAUAUGAGAACACGAGUGCUACUUCUGUGUAGGACAACACAGAAAAUCUGCAGUGGCAGGUAGGUUUGCUCCAUCCUGGCUGCCCCCCCCCCCCCCCCCCUCCCUCCCCACCCUGGAGACCAACAGGCCGCACCAGUAACAGAAGAUGCAAGUGCUACCAGUGAAUAACUGCCACUGUGAAGCUUGCAUCCAGCAGGAGAAAAACAGCAGCCCACACCUCAUUUGCCAGUGUCCACCAGUCAUGGUAAACAAUGCAAGAAGCAAUAGAUAACAACAGAUCCCCAUUCCUUCCAUCGUAUUAACCUAUUAUGAUAAAGUUCCCACUCCUUCUUCCUCAAGAGACCAAUU
Messenger RNA from Schistocerca serialis cubense, 7832 nucleotides. RefSeq names its product inhibitor of nuclear factor kappa-B kinase subunit alpha (gene IKKbeta). Lineage: Eukaryota; Metazoa; Arthropoda; Insecta; Orthoptera; Acrididae. The transcript is spliced from 16 exons. Gene Ontology annotation, biological process: tumor necrosis factor-mediated signaling pathway; positive regulation of transcription by RNA polymerase II; peptidyl-serine phosphorylation. Gene Ontology annotation, molecular function: ATP binding; IkappaB kinase activity. The record is from RefSeq and is a predicted model, not a curated record. Gene Ontology annotation, cellular component: cytoplasm; IkappaB kinase complex. Bases 101 to 2449 code for a protein of 782 amino acids.